CGAAAGUGCUGCAUGUCUUCAUUCUUCACUCUUCUCUCUUCUCUUUCCUUUAGCUCUGUUCUACUCCUUUUUAAACUCAGCGAUUGCCUUUUCUUUUUCUCUCAUCACUCUUUUCUUGCACUUGUAGGUGGACGGUCUAUCGAAAAAAAGCCUCUCUACCUGCCAUGCCAAGGUAGGGGUAAGGUCUGCCCCCCACUCAUGGGGAUUAUACUGGGAUAAUCAGAAUUAACAAAAAUGAAGAGUGCUGGGAAGAUGGGAAUCCAUUGUAUGCAGAAAUUGUACGCAUCAAAUGUUCCAAAAGAAUUGGUGUUAAGAGGACAAAAUCGUGUCAUAGAGGCAUCUCUUACACUUAUUCGUGAAAGAGCAAAACUUAAGGGAGAGCUUGUUCGUGCUCUUGGAGGUGCUGUAGCCGCAACGACUCUUCUUGGAGUUCCUCUGGGACAUAACUCUUCAUUUCUCCAGGGGCCAGCAUUUGCUCCUCCUCGUAUAAGAGAGGCUAUGUGGUGCGGCAGUACAAACUCCACAACUGAGGAAGGAAAAGUAUUAGAUGAUCCACGCGUCUUAACUGAUGCUGGUGAUGUGCCAGUUCAAGAGUUACGAGAUGCAGGUGUUGAUGAUGAUAGGUUGAUGAGUAUCAUAAGUGAAUCUGUCAAGCUAGUUAUGGAGGAGGAUCCAUUGCGCCCCUUGGUGUUAGGGGGUGAUCACUCUAUAUCCUAUCCUGUUGUAAGAGCUGUGUCUGAAAAGCUUGGAGGACCUAUUGAUAUCCUUCACCUUGAUGCUCAUCCUGACAUUUAUCAUGCCUUUGAAGGAAACAAAUAUUCACAUGCAUCAAGCUUUGCACGAAUAAUGGAGGGUGGUUAUGCUCGACGGCUUUUGCAAGUAGGAAUUAGAUCAAUUAAUAAAGAAGGUCGAGAACAAGGAAAAAGGUUUGGUGUGGAGCAAUAUGAAAUGCGAACAUUUUCCCGAGACCGCCAAUAUUUGGAGAAUCUGAAACUGGGUGAAGGUGUGAAGGGUGUGUAUAUCUCUGUGGAUGUUGACUGUUUGGAUCCAGCAUUUGCUCCUGGAGUAUCUCAUAUAGAGCCAGGCGGUCUCUCUUUCCGUGAUGUUCUAAACAUAGUGCAUAACCUUCAAGCUGAUGUUGUAGGUGCUGAUGUCGUAGAGUUCAACCCGCAGCGUGAUACUGUUGAUGGCAUGACUGCAAUGGUUGCUGCGAAGCUGGUAAGAGAACUUACUGCCAAGAUGUCCAAGUGACCUGCAGUAUUUAUAAAUUUAUGAAGGAAGCAGUACCAUAUAUUCCUAUAGAGUUUGCUAGAUUUGUUCUCAUCUUCACUGGGAAAGUUUGACAGAGAAUAAGCACCAACGCAAGUGUUUGUUCACCUCAUUGCAGACUUUCUUAUUCAUUGCUAUGUUGUCUUCAUUGUUUAUUAUUCUUUUUUACUCGGGUUUGAGGCACUUGAGCCAAGGGUCUUUCGGAAAUAACCUCUCUACCUCUUCGAAGUAGUGGUAAGGUCUGCAUAUACUCUACCCUCUCCAGACUCCACUAAGUGGGAUUUCACUAGGUAUGUUGUUGUAGCUGUAGGACAAAAGCAUUUACCAAGGAGUGAGGCAUUAGCCCCGAAGCAUAGGUGUAAACUCCAUGAACUUUUAUGUUGAUGUGCUUAAAACAUAAAGAUUGAAAUAAAAAAGACAAUCUUGAAAAUUCAAGAGAAAA
Solanum dulcamara is the source of this 1711-nucleotide messenger RNA. RefSeq names its product arginase 1, mitochondrial. The record is from RefSeq and is a predicted model, not a curated record. Gene Ontology annotation, molecular function: agmatinase activity; metal ion binding. Bases 235 to 1251 code for a protein of 338 amino acids. NCBI's taxonomy places the organism in Eukaryota, Viridiplantae, Streptophyta, Magnoliopsida, Solanales, Solanaceae. The transcript is spliced from 8 exons.